AUGGACAUCGCCCGAGCAGGGGUUGAGCCUGCAGUGGUGAAGUUCUACCGUCAGUACAUGCAACAGAUCAACGAUGUGACAUAUCCGCCGGGCCAUCUGCUCGUGAAGCAGGACGUGCAGGACUGCCUGUACAAGUACUUCUUCGACGUAUCACAGAACAAGUACCUCCCUCCUGCAAGAUACCAGACGAGGAUCCUGAAACGGAUCAUCCAAGAGAUCGAGAAGUCAUGUCGAGAUCCCGAUCAAGAUCAAGUAUCCGACCAAUUGAUGGAACACAUGGGCUACCUGUCUACGAUACUCCCUCCGCCCGAAUCAGACGACGAAGCUCAACAGAAGCACGUCCACUCGUAUUUCCCGCCUCUCCCGCUCGACGAGCCAGGCGUGCAGCCGAUCCUGAUCGACGAAGCAAGAAACUUGCUCUCCCGCGGCACCAACGUCGGCCUGCGCACGUGGGAAGCCGCCCUCCACCUGGCGUGGUAUCUCAUAUUACAGCGCCCAGAGGUGGUCAAGGACAAGACGGUCCUAGAACUCGGCGCGGGAACGGGAUUCCUGUCGCUCCUCUGUGCGGGUCACUUGGGAGCCGCUCACGUGGUGGCGACCGAUGGAUUGGCGCACGUGUGUGACGCCCUGCAGGACAAUGUCGAUUUGAACCGUGAGAACAAUGCUCUGCUCGGCCACGAGCCGCCUGAAGUGCGGCAGCUGGACUGGACAGAUCGACCGGAGAUCGAACGCCUACUCAACUCGGCCGGACGGCCCUAUGACUUGGUCGUUGGUGCUGAUAUCACGUAUCACCCGGACAUCCUGCGCCCGUUGGCCGAGCUGCUGGGGUUGUUGAAGGACCGUUUUCCUGACAUUGUCAUUCUCAUUUCGGCGGCGAUCCGGAGCGACACGUACGCGCAGUUUACAUCGAUAUGUCAGCACCAGGUGGGGUUCAGAGUCGUGGAACAGCAAUGCAAGAUCCCCGAGGGACUGCAAUAUUCGGGCUUCUUCCAUUCUGUGGCUACAGAGCUGAAAAUCGUGUCUUUGGAGCGAUAA
Molecule: messenger RNA, 1035 nt
Organism: Capronia coronata CBS 617.96
Lineage: Eukaryota; Fungi; Ascomycota; Eurotiomycetes; Chaetothyriales; Herpotrichiellaceae
Exons: 2
Coding region: 1-1035 (344 amino acids)
Source: RefSeq, a predicted model, not a curated record